AUGGGGUGCCUGCAGGCACGUGGGUUGCUGGUGCUCCCCGUGCUGCUGCUGGCGGCAGUAUGCUUGGUGCCGUUCAUCAGCAGCGUUGCUGGAGAGGUGACGCUGGUGGAGGAUGAUGCGGGCGCGUUUCACAUCAACACUAGCGAUCCAAUGAGCCAGCCCGUGUUCGUAAAUGGGGUGAGCGUGGAUGUGCUGUUUGGGGCAGUCUCGGCGCAACAGAGCAUGAUCGAUGCGCACCGGAGCAUGCUGCAGGAGUACCGGUCGACAUUGCAGGAACAGCGUAGUGCUAACGCGGCACAGCAGAGGGUCAACGACGCACAACAGAGUGCGAUUGAUGCCUUGCGAGCUAAGGUGUGCAAGGCGGCAGCUCACACGUUUGGAGACCUCCCUUCGGGGCCGGGCAAAUGGAGUGGCGGCGUGCUGGCUAACAACGGGUUGAUUUACGCCGCUCCAUUCAAUGCCCCGUCGGUCCUCAUCAUCGACCCAGUCACCAACGCUAUCGACACAAGCACUAUGGCUGAGCUUGGAACUGACAUCAACAAGUGGGCUGGCGCCGUUUUGGCGAAGGAUGGCCUUAUCUACAUGUUGGCUGCCUCAAGACCAUCCCUUCUUAUUGUUGACCCUGAAACAAACACUGCCGACACCACGAGUAUUCAGUCGCUCGGAAGCGGUAGCCGCAAAUGGUUUAGCGGGGUCCUUGCGAACAACGGUCUCAUCAUUGGCAUCCCCAACUUUGCUACUUCCGUGCUGAUCAUUGAUCCAGCCACAAGCACAGCGGAUAUCACCUCAUUAUCUGGACUUUCCUCCGAUGGCAACAAAUGGUACAACGGUGCCCAGGCAGACAACGGUCUCAUCUAUUGUGUUCCAAGUGCGUCGGCUUCAAUACUUGUCGUCAACCCGGUAUCGCUGUCAAUGGACCUGAUACCACUUGCGGUCUUGGAUGUCCGAUUCAGAUGGCGUGGUGGUGUUCUUGCGAACAAUGGCCUCAUCUACUCAAUUCCGGCAAAUUCUGCAACACCGCUCGUCAUCGACCCAGCCACCAACGCCACCUUCACACUUGAUGCUGUCAAUCAGGACGGAUCAGGAAGGUGGGCUGGAGGAGUGCUCAGUUCCACCGGACUGAUCGUUGGCAUUCCACACGACGCACCAUCCGUCUUCAUCUUCAAUCCGGCCACCAAUUCCAGCGACACCACCAGCAUCGAUGAUCUUGCUGGAUUAGGAAAAUGGCUCGGCGGCGUGCUCGCGACCAACGGCCUCAUUUAUGGGAUCCCUCUUGUUGCUCAGAACGUCCUCGUCAUCGACCCGGGGUGCUGA
Messenger RNA from Salpingoeca rosetta, 1314 nucleotides. RefSeq lists its product as uncharacterized. The transcript has a single exon. Lineage: Eukaryota; Choanoflagellata; Craspedida; Salpingoecidae. The record is from RefSeq and is a predicted model, not a curated record. Bases 1 to 1314 code for a protein of 437 amino acids.